This is a messenger RNA of Mauremys reevesii (Reeves's turtle), 2702 nucleotides long. It is a transcript of the gene CGAS, whose product is annotated as cyclic GMP-AMP synthase. Gene Ontology annotation, molecular function: 2',3'-cyclic GMP-AMP synthase activity; double-stranded DNA binding; chromatin binding. Gene Ontology annotation, biological process: paracrine signaling; negative regulation of double-strand break repair via homologous recombination; activation of innate immune response. Bases 55 to 1635 code for a protein of 526 amino acids. The record is from RefSeq and is a predicted model, not a curated record. The transcript has 5 exons. Gene Ontology annotation, cellular component: site of double-strand break; nucleus; cytosol. Lineage: Eukaryota; Metazoa; Chordata; Testudines; Geoemydidae.
UCUGGCGCUUGGCGCCUCAUUGCCCUGAGCCAGGGAGGCGGUGAGAGCUGAGCCAUGGGGGACCAGUGCGCCGCAGCGAGGAGAGCCAGAGGGGCGAGAAAGGCGCCGAGUCAGAGCAGCGCUCCGGAGCCCGCGCCGAGCCACAGCGCCAAGCCCCCUGCCCGGAGCGGGGGGCGAGCUGGGGCAGGGAGAGGGGACGCUCGGCCUCCUGGUGAGCAGGCCAAAGCCAUUAACCCCCGAGACGCCCCUUCUCGCGUUGACCCGCAGGGCGCCACAUCUGCCAGCUCCCGCGCAGAGAAGGGACCUGCUCCCAGCGAGCCGGGCUCUGGCCGUACCGGGAAGGGAGCGAGUAAUGCUGGCCCCGGUAGGAAGCCAGUCCCCGCUAGGAAAGACUCUGCCCGCAGGGAGACGGGCGCUGUCCCUAAGACAAAGGAGCCUCCCUCCAGGGGACCGCCCGCUGUAGCGUCCUACUGCUGCACGGGGGCGGACAGCAGCGGCGGGGUCAAGUCCGGUGCAGUGGGAGCCCCGCGGCUCAGGGAUGUGCUGAAGACACUGAGCCUGGGCCGGCAGGACACGUCGGAGGCAGCGGAGCUUGUGAACCAGCUCAUCCGCAAGUUGGUGUCAGCGAUCAGAGCCCGGGAGAGCACUUUCAGCUCAAUUGAUAUCCUGGGCACCGGUAGCUACUACGAGCAUGUCAAGAUUUCUGCACCAAAUGAGUUCGAUAUCAUGUUUACGAUGCCAGCUCCUAGAGUUGAACUGGAACAAUGUGAUGCCUCUGGUGCCUUUUAUUAUGUGAGACUUAAAAGAAAUCCUCAAGGAAACGAGCUAGACAAAUUUUUACAGGAAGAUGGAACAUUAGCGGCUUGUAAGAUGCUUUUUGCCCUGAGGAACAUUAUUAAAGAAAUUGUAAAGAGCAUGACAAGAACAGAAAUGAAAGUCACUGUGGAUAAAAAAAAGGCUGGAAGUCCUGCAAUAACACUUCGCAUUGGGAAUCCUCCAAUGGAGAUAUCGGUGGAUAUAAUCUUGGCUUUGGAAAUUCGAAGUCAGAGCUGGCCUGCCAGUACACAGGAGGGCCUAAAAAUUGAAAAAUGGCUAGGAAGCAAAGUGAAACAAGAAUAUAAAUGGAAGCCAAUAUACCUAGUACCCAAACAUGCCAAGGAUGGAAGAGCACUAAAAGAAGACACCUGGCGACUCUCUUUCUCACACAUUGAAAAGGAUAUGAUAAAGAACCAUGGCAACACAAAAACAUGUUGUGAAUCUAAGGGAGUAAAGUGUUGUAGGAAAAGCUGUCUGAAACUUCUGAAGCAUCUUCUGGAUCAACUUAAAACAAAAGAUGGAAACAGACGGGGGCUGGACAAAUUCUGUUCCUACCAUGCCAAAACUGCCUUUUUCCAGGCAUGUGUCCUUUGGCCAGAUGACAAACAAUGGCUGUUCACAGACCUUGAGAGCUGUUUUCAAAAAUUUUUGGAUUACUUUCUGGAUUGCCUCAACAACGCAAACCUUCCACACUUUUUUAUUCCUACACACAACCUUUUUAGUAGACGAUUGAUUGAUAAGGCAAGCAAUGAUUUCCUUUCAAAGGAAAUUAAAUAUGAAAUAAACAAUAGAUUUCCAAUAUUUGAACUGCAGAAUUAAGGAAAUAUUCUAUGCUUUUUUCAAAAUUUUCAUUUACAUUUUAUAAAUCAGCAUAUCUAAUACAGAAUCAACAUUUGAAGUUAUAUUCCUUGGGAAUUUCUGGUGCUAUGAAAAGUGGUAGUAAAGUAAUUGUGGUCAAUAAAUGAGACUUGCACAUUUAAAUUAAAUUAUGCUAUUUUAGUGGUAGAGGAGAAAGGACAACAGGACAAGUUUUUCCACAAUUUUAAGUCUGAUUGGUGCCAGGCUACUUUCAAUGGGGUGGGGUGGGGGAGAAUUAGCUAUAACCGAUACUUUCCUGCUCUCACUUCUAUGCACUUAUCUACACAGUGCAGCAAUGCAUACUAUGGGGGUGUGAUUUCUCAAGUGCAGUUCCAUGUUACACAUUAACUAGUCUGCAUAGUCCCUGCUGGCGUAUACUAAAAGCUCCCUCAUGCACAGUAACACAAUACAGUUCUACACUAAAGUGCUAGGGAACUUUUAGUGUGCACCAACAGGGUCUACGUGGACCAAUUAGUGCACAAAACAGUGCACUUUACAAAUUACGCCCCUUGUAGUGCACAGUGCCACACACUAUAGACAAGCGCUGUGCUUCUAAGAAGGCAGCAGUGAUUCAGUAGUAAAAACAAAAUAUAGAUUUGAUGCAGAACAAUAACAGGCAAACAAAUUUACAGACAAAUGGCCAUAUUAUACUCCUAGUUAUACUGGUGCAGUUCUGAAGUCAAUGGAGUUGCACCAGUAUAAACACUGCUGAGUAUCCUCCAUAUGUAUUUACAGACAACAAUCAUAACUCACCUCUAUAUUUAUUCCGAAGCGGCAACACUGCAUAAUAGCUUGCAAAAAACCAAAAUCAGUUCUGAUUUUCUUUCAUCCGUUACUUUGCUCACGUUGAGGUAUUUCGUUGGAUACUUGAGUAUUGAAUAUUCCAAAACAGAAAUGUGCUUAAGGAUAAUUAUACUUUUUACUGAUCCUGCUUUUAAGUGAUAACAACUAUAGUUGCACUUUAAUUUUUGGAUGUCAGAGUACAAGCAGCAGCAACAACAGACUUUAUCUAUUAUAUCUGCUCAGAC